Messenger RNA from Trichosporon asahii var. asahii CBS 2479, 891 nucleotides. RefSeq lists its product as uncharacterized. The record is from RefSeq and is a predicted model, not a curated record. Lineage: Eukaryota; Fungi; Basidiomycota; Tremellomycetes; Trichosporonales; Trichosporonaceae. Bases 1 to 891 code for a protein of 296 amino acids. The transcript has 5 exons.
AUGCCUCCCCCUGCAACCAGCGGCAGGUUCACUCCUCGCGAGAGCCGAGUCGACGUAUUGAUUGCUUGCGAGCACGGCAAGAUCUGUGUACAGCCUCCCCGUUUCAACAUGAGCGAAUAUAACGUGACGCCGUUUGUGGACGGGCGCCGCAUCCGGGGGUGCAUCACAGCGUCGAAGGGCGGCCGUGUUACACGACCCACUUGCAUCAGUUACGCCUAUGAGGCUAGUGGUGAGAGAGUCGUCAAGAAAACGUUGAGGUUCGCACAGCUUGAGCACACUGGUGACCCGAGUUAUCGCCCCGGCGUGGGCAUGGGGGCUAUCGAAGUCGUACUCUCCAAAGGCAAAGCUACCAUGGGUGGCAUGAGCCUCCCCCGCGUGUCCAUUGCGCCACAAUCUGCCAUACACGGGACAGGAGAGGAUGUGAGUAGCAAGGGUGUUGAACGACGAGAACUAACAUGUAGCGGAGACAUCAUCGAAGAGGCCGAGCCGAGUAGGGUCUACCAUCUCAAGGUCGAUACAAGCGUUCCCAAAUGCCGUGUGCGCUUCUUGGAAGCCGUCAAAGCACAACUGUCGGUGGCGGAGUACAACGUUCGGCUCUGCCCAGACCCUGGGCCACUCACUCCACUGGUAGACCGGAAGAAGAAGUUUAAGACAAACUCGGGAGUCGCCCUCAAUGUCGGACCCGUCAGUGCGAUGGCCAGCGACUCUGGCAUUGGGGAGGAACAUUUCGUCAAGAAGGAGCCCAGCCUUCAGGGAGAACUCGGCCUCAACAAUAUCCUCAACAGCAAGAAGCAGUUCAGCAUUAAGAAGGAGCCGAGCGCCACCAAUGAGAUGUUUAUCAAAAAGGAGCCCGACGUCAAGGAGGAGCUCAGCAUCAAGAAGGAACCGUAA